AUGUGUUGGAUCUGCGUGCUGGUUGGUCUGCCCCGUGUUGAGCCUUUAAAGGCGCACCUGGACUCGCUCUCCCUGGACUCGCUCUCCCUGGACUCGCUCUCCCUGGACUCGCUCUCCCUGGACUCGCUCUCCCUGGACUCGCUCUCCCUGGACUCGCUCUCCCUGGACUCGCUCUCCCUGGACUCGCUCUCCCUGGACUCGCUCUCCCUGGACACACUCCCCCUGGACUCGCUCUCCCUGGACUUGCUCUCCCUGGACUCGCUCUCCCUGGACUCGCUCCCCCUGGACUCACUCUCCCUGGACUCACUCCCCCUGGACACACUCCCCCUGGACUCACUCUCCCUGGACACACUCCCCCUGGACUCACUCUCCCUGGACACACUCCCCCUGGACUCGCUCUCCCUGGACUUGCUCUCCCUGGACUCGCUCCCGCUCUCCCUGGACUCGCUCUCCCCGGUCUCAACUCCCCUGGAACCUUUUUAA
This is a messenger RNA of Knipowitschia caucasica, 483 nucleotides long. The record is from the annotation of a GenBank genome assembly. Lineage: Eukaryota; Metazoa; Chordata; Actinopteri; Gobiiformes; Gobiidae.